Messenger RNA from Cercocebus atys (sooty mangabey), 1082 nucleotides. Its product is annotated as F-box/LRR-repeat protein 19-like. Gene Ontology annotation, biological process: SCF-dependent proteasomal ubiquitin-dependent protein catabolic process. The coding region runs from base 154 to 696 and encodes 180 amino acids. The record is from RefSeq and is a predicted model, not a curated record. NCBI's taxonomy places the organism in Eukaryota, Metazoa, Chordata, Mammalia, Primates, Cercopithecidae. The transcript has 2 exons. Gene Ontology annotation, cellular component: SCF ubiquitin ligase complex.
CCUGACCUUGUGAUCCGCCCGCUUCGGCCUCCCAAAGUGCUGGGAUUACAGGCGUGAGCCACCACGCCUGGCAGAAUAUUGUAGUCUCAAAUACAAUAAUCAUGGAAGGCCUCUGAUGAAGUGAUGUGAGGAGUGGACAGAUGAGGUCAGGUCAUGAGGGUGUUUUUGAGAAGAGCAAGCCGCAGAGUGCAACAGGUCAUUCACUCAUGUGGGAAGCAGGUGGAGGAGAGAUGGUCUGGAUACCUGGGUGCAGGGAUGGGAGUGGCCAGGAGUACUGACCUCUCAUCUGGCUGCCCAGGGCAAACAGAGAGCCGUGGUCGGCUGCAGGGGGUGGCAGAACUGCGCCUGGCAGGUCUGGAGCUGACAGAUGCCUCCCUGCGGCUCCUGCUGCGCCACGCACCCCAGCUGAGCGCCCUGGACCUGAGCCACUGCGCCCACGUCGGGGACCCCAGUGUUCAUCUCCUCACGGCCCCCACGUCCCCACUCCGGGAGACCCUGGUGCACCUCAAUCUUGCUGGUUGCCACCGCCUAACGGACCACUGCCUCCCGCUGUUCCGCCGCUGCCCUCGUCUACGCCGCCUAGACCUGCGCUCUUGCCGCCAGCUCUCACCCGAAGCUUGUGCCCGGCUGGCAGCCGCCGGGCCCCCUGGCCCCUUCCGCUGCCCUGAGGAGAAGCUGCUUCUCAAGGACAGCUAGUUGGGCGCCCCCCACCCUCCCCCGGACUCGACAGGAGCCUGGACCUCCGGCUUCAUUUCACCCCUGCUGGGAGGCCAGGUUCCCACCUCACCACCCCGGGAUUCCUGAGUGUCAGUGACUUGGGAUUCCCACCCAGGGACUCAAGCCAGCCACCCCCUUCUUUCCCCCCUGCACUGAUAUCUCUGGGGGUUUCUCCUUCCCUUGUCCUCCCCCUGCUACCUGCUUCAUUGUCCAUCCCCUGGGGGGAGUGGGUCAGAGGUACUGGAGGGUGCUGAGCCGAAGGGACGGUGGGAGGGGGGUUAUGGUUCAAGUGUUGGGGGGGAGAAUGGGGAAAGGACACACAGAGGAUAUGGGAGCCAGGGGCUGGGGGAGGUGGAAGGGGCCGG